This is a messenger RNA of Pygocentrus nattereri (red-bellied piranha), 1558 nucleotides long. It is a transcript of the gene ppp1r3da, whose product is annotated as protein phosphatase 1, regulatory subunit 3Da. Lineage: Eukaryota; Metazoa; Chordata; Actinopteri; Characiformes; Serrasalmidae. The record is from RefSeq and is a predicted model, not a curated record. The transcript has 2 exons. Gene Ontology annotation, biological process: regulation of glycogen biosynthetic process. Gene Ontology annotation, molecular function: glycogen binding; protein phosphatase 1 binding. Gene Ontology annotation, cellular component: protein phosphatase type 1 complex. The coding region runs from base 170 to 1222 and encodes 350 amino acids.
UCACGCCUCCACCCUCCCCUCCAGUGCAUGUGUGUGUGAUUGUCAUCACGUUUACCAGCUUUUCGCAGUGUGUGAUCUACAUUUGCAAUUCACAAUCUUUUCGCUGCGCUUCAUAAACACUGAUGGAGGAUCGACAGACGCAACAGAUAGAGAAGCACGUCGGAUUUUAAUGGUGAGACGAUGUGACGCACGAGACACUUCCCUGUCUGUCUGCCUGCCUGCCUGCCUGCAAAGACAAUGUAGGCUUGCAGUUGUUUAUUCAGCCUUCAGACGAAACGGUGCACAGGAGCUUUAUGUUGCUUCCAGUAUGGCUUACUCUAUGGGACACGGCCAGGAAAAUGCUCUCCCAGGAGGGAGAGAUGACGAGCUAUUUUUUGUUGGGGUGUCAAGUGUCUCAAAGCAGGCUUCCCCUCCGAGCUUCAGAGCUACACCCUGGUCAAAACCCGAAGAAGACAGAAGGCCGGUCAGAAUCCGUCCACCUAGUCCCAGGGCUCCGCAGCCGAGGCCCGCAGGCCGCAGUCUCUCCUGCGAGCCCCCUCCCAAGCCCAUCAUUCAGAGGCGGACGCAGUCCCUGCCGUCCCCUUCGGAGAGGAGGAGGCUCAGCCGCAGGAUCGGGGUCCGAUUCGUGGACUCCUUAGGAAUGGACCUGGAAAAUGUGAAGGUUUUCAAAAGGGGAGAGGACCCGUUCGUGCCAGAACACGUUCUCUUCAGACUUCUGAUGAACGCAGAGCUGGCAGCCAGCAAAGGCCUGGAGAUUUCCCUCCCUUACUUGAAACCCGUCUUCUCAGACCAACCAGGCGACUGUUCGAACUUUCUGGAACGUCUGUGCCGCCAGAAAGUGUGUCUGGAGCGUGUUUUGUGCUAUGAGCCAGGCAUUAUCGGUAUCGUCCAGGUCCUAAACCUGGCUUUUGAAAAAGAGGUCGGUGUGCGCUACUCUUUCACAAGCUGGAAGAGCUGCACGGAAACAAAGGCCUACUGGGUUGCUAAUAAACAAAUGGAAGGCCUUGCCGGUGGAUACAGCUGUGACAGUUUUCGCUUCCAUCUUCCGGUUCCCCCGUUUAUCCUUCAUCCUGGGGCCGUCUUGGAGUUCGCAAUCUGUUAUAAAGUGCUGGACGUUCAGUUCUGGGACAACAAUGGGGGGCAGAAUUACAAGUUAGUCUGCCAGAGCUACAACCUUCCGGUUCCAAAGGAAAUCGAAGACAGCAUGAUACACUUCACCUGAACUCUCUGCGUCAGUGUAUAUAUUCCUACUUGGGUUUAGGCUACUUCACCCAGCACUGAAUAACAGUAUAAAAGUGCAGUAGGGCCUGACAGUGAGUCGACGUAGCUUUACUUUUAGCCUGUUCACUACAGCGUCUGAUAAUUUAGUUCUUAAAUGAGUCGGUUCUCAGGUUUCUGAAAAUAAAUAACACAGAAUACGCCUACUUUCAGAAUACAUCGAUCAGGCGGAACAUCCUGACCACCUCCUCGUUUCUACGCUCACUGUCCACUUUAUCAGCUCCACUGACCGUAUAGCUGCACUCUGUAGUUCUACAGUUACAGACUGUAGUCCAUCUGU